This is a messenger RNA of Dreissena polymorpha, 2801 nucleotides long. RefSeq lists its product as uncharacterized. The transcript has 6 exons. Lineage: Eukaryota; Metazoa; Mollusca; Bivalvia; Myida; Dreissenidae. Bases 46 to 1659 code for a protein of 537 amino acids. The record is from RefSeq and is a predicted model, not a curated record.
GCGUGUUAUGGUGCGGAAAAUAAUUGCGAUAUACUAAAAUUUAAAAUGUGUUCCGAUAGCGAGCUGAUAUAUUUGAUAGACCAGAAGUACGGGUCGAAGAAUGGGUCGUGUUCUACUAUCGAAAACAAUUGCUUUAUGUCAGGCUCAGGAUGCUGCUCCCAAACGGGGAGCGACUGUUUGAAGGACUACGCACAAAGUCAUGCAUACGACUUACAUCGCGCUUGCUCUGGCAAAUCGAAUUGUGAAAUACAGGCUGCCGGAAACUUGAACUGUUAUGGAAAUCCGGAAUGGUCUACUUAUGGGAAAAUUUCUUUUUCCUGUACACGUGCUUCAGAUGUGGUGCAUUUUUGCGAUCACGCUAUCGUCGAAAAGGAAUCAGCCCACAUUAUAUUUGACAAGCAGGAAUUUUCAUCAAACAACCACUCGUUUUGCUCAUGUAACGUGGCAUCUAGUGAGAAUUUGAUUGUUACCUACGUUGACGUCCGGUUGGAAAGGUUUCACACAACAAAAUCAACAACGAAUUGCUCCUCCUCAAGGCUGGACAGUUUUCCACAGAUCCAUACCCCUAUUGUGUGCACAAGCACAUUAGACGACUAUGCAAACUUUGUGUACAAACGAACCGUCAACACGACUAUCCGUAAUGUGCGUUUAGAAUUAAACGAUCUGUUCAAAUUGGACGCAUUUGACUCGCCUGUGUACGUUUGGGUUUUGGUUACAGCACGCAAUAAUGCAAAUGUAAAUGUUUCUUGCGCAUCACUUAUGACAACACCAAAAAUCACAACGACGACGACGAAGACAACAACAACAGCAACACAAACAACAAUGAACACAACAGAAUAUUCUACUCAAAUACCCAGUUCAACAACAGACACAAUGACGACGACGAAGACAACAACAACAGCAACACAAACAACCAUGAAAACAACAGAAUAUUCUACUCAAAUAUCCAAUUCAACAACCGGUAUGACGACACUAGAGUCACCAAAACCAAACGAAUCCACGCCUGGUUUCACGGUUGUAACAACGAGUAUCCCAUCUCAACAUUCAGUUCCAUCUACUACAGAAAACAGUACAGAUACUAAUGAUUCCGGAACGCCGAAUACUGUGGUAAUUGGCGGGGCCGUUGCAGCAGGUCUUGUUGUGCUGGUAAUUUCCAUAGCACUGGUCUGCAUUAUAAGGUUAAAAAGACGCGGGCAACGCCCAAAAACAAUACCUGAAAUUCCGAAAAAAGACACGGACACAGAUGACUAUGCUGUUAUCCCAUGCGACAUAAAUUCUCUAUACGAUAAUAAUGUAAAUAGUAAAAAUAAAGUGGCCGAGGAAAAGGAUUCAGGAAACACACGCAUACCAGGAGUACCAUUACGCAAUGAAGAUAAGUUUCAGACCAAGCCGAUUCUGAAAGUACUUCAUUCGGAUGAUAAUUACAUAGAAUUUAUCAAAGCAAGUUCUUCAAAAGAUCAAUAUCAACUUCCAAAUAACACACAGUGCAAAAACAUGAAGCUUGUAGACGAGCAACGACCAGUUAGCAAUCUUGAAGACCAGAAACAGAAAGUGGACAUACUAUUUUCUGACGAUUUGGAAUAUUAUAUUGAACCCGUGUCAGACUUUAACACACCUAAGCCUUGCAUUCAAAUGACGUCCCUACCGUUGCAAAAUUAGGUUAUACUCAACAUGCAAACUACGAACCAAACCAAACAGAUUAGCAACGGUGGAGACAAGAUAACAGAUACGCCACAUCCAAUUUCCCCACCAAUUCUACGCAAAAAGACAGCUGAUGAUAAUAUGCGUGUUUGUAUGCACAGACGCGAUGCUCCAAUAUUAAGCACCAAAGCUGGUAAUUGAGAAGAGGAAGGUAUAAAUGUACGCGACUAAAUUUAUCAGAAAAAAAAACUCCUGGCGUUAAAAGUGCUUCAUCCGCAGUGCCAAGUGCCAAUUCAGUAUAAUCGAACUAUAAACACUUCUUCAACAAUAGGCAGUGCUGAUCAAAACUCAAUUAAUAUAUAUAUAUAUAUAUAUGAGAUUUGUAUUAUUACUAAAACUAAACGACUUUUAGUUUAACAAUUUUGGUGUCAAUGCAGAUGUAACCAAUAGUGAAGCUGUCGUCAUAAUCCGGCUUGUUUUAGGUUAUUUUAAUUAAACAUUUACUGGUACUGGUAUGAACUUUAACCAAGUGUGCAAUUGCAUAUGUAUCCGCAUCGAUCGCACAUCAUAUUCGGUGAACAUAUUGACUUCUUGCUUAAUUGACCAGUCGCCAAAUACACGAUCGCUCCGCCCACUAAGUUGUGUUUUCAUAAACGCUUAUUCCAUUACUCCGACAGUCUUUGUUUGUCGGAACUCGUCGCCGCAAUAAACGAAAUAUGAUUGAUUAUUACGUGAGUUUGAUUGACAGUUGGCGAGUGGUCAAUUUGUUUUCAGGCUACCGAUAAUUAUAUAAUAAUAUAUCAUGAACAUCAUUGUAUUUGUGUUAUAAGUAUUUUCAGUGGCUUUACAUAGGGCAUCGUGUUUGUUUUCCAAAGUCUACAUCAUUUCUUGUUGUAAGGAUCCUAACAUUAUAUGUAGUCAUAUUAUCGCGUUUGACUCAAUGCAUGUCGCCGCAGAUGAUCCCCAUUGUAUAUGCGCAUUGUUAUAAGUAAUACAAGGUGUAAUAACAAGCGCUUGUCAAGUAAAGUAUAUUACAUUUUAUUCAAAGAGUCGGUAAAAACCAUGCAAUAUUGAUAGUUACAACAUGCCUAAGAUAUAAUUCAUUAUUCAGACAAAUUAUCUCCUAUCUAAAUACACUGAUAAUUAUAACACAUAAACCC